AUGUUCAACGGGAAUGACAAAGAAAUCCUGAAGGCAUUUGGAGAAGAGGUUAAGAGUUCAGGGAAAUACCCUUUAGUUGUGAGUACCUGGCCAUUCUUGGAAGCUGUUAGAGCAGCCUGGAGAACUGUUGAUAGUGGGCUUUCAGCCAUGGAUGCAGUUGUGGAAGGUUGUUCUGCUUGUGAGGAAUUAAGAUGUGAUGGUACAGUUGGUCCUGGUGGAAGUCCAGAUGAAAAUGGAGAAACCACGAUGGAUGCCAUGAUAAUGAAUGGGGUGACAAUGGAGGUUGGAGCUGUUGCUGCAAUGAGGUAUGUGAGUGAUGGAAUCAAAGCUGCAAGACUAGUAAUGCAGCAUACUAAACACACUAUGCUUGUUGGCGAGCAAGCAUCUGUCUUUGCCAUUUCAAUGGGUCUUCCGGGGCCCACAAACCUAAGCUCUGAAGAAUCGAUAGAUAAAUGGAUCAAAUGGAAAGAAAACAAGUGUCAGCCUAAUUUUAGGAAAAAUGUUCUGCCUGUUGAUGAUUGUGGUCCUUACCAUGCAAUGAAUGCUGUAAACCUUGGCGAGAACAUAUGCACAAAUUCCAAUUGGUUGGAUUGUGGUAAAUUAGGGUCUUGUCACAUUAAUCUCCACAACCACGACACAAUAUCCAUGGCUGUCAUUGACAAAAUGGGACAUAUUGCUGUGGGUACAUCAACUAAUGGGGCCACUUUUAAAAUCCCGGGCAGGGUUGGUGAUGGACCUAUUGCUGGAUCAUCUGCAUAUGCUGACAGUGAAGUUGGAGCCUGUGGUGCAACUGGAGAUGGUGAUAUCAUGAUGCGCUUCCUUCCAUGCUAUCAGGUUGUGGAGAGCAUGAGGUUAGGGAUGGAACCUAAGCGAGCUGCUGAGGACGCCAUAUCAAGAAUUGCGCGGAAAUAUCCUGAUUUUGUAGGUGCUAUAUUUGCGGUCAACAAGAAUGGCGUCCAUGCGGGUGCAUGCCAUGGAUGGACGUUUCAAUACUCGGUAAGGAGUCCCGACAUGGAAGAUGUAAAGGUUUAUACUGUUGUCCCGGAAAUUCCAACACCUUAA
This is a messenger RNA of Fraxinus pennsylvanica, 1062 nucleotides long. Lineage: Eukaryota; Viridiplantae; Streptophyta; Magnoliopsida; Lamiales; Oleaceae. The record is from the annotation of a GenBank genome assembly.